GGGGAGGGGCUCACGCAUGACUCUCCAGGCCUUUUCUCUCUUCCUGGCCAGGGACUUCCAGAGCAGUGGGGGCAGAGGCCAGCCAAGGAUUGGGGGAAGGGUGCAGUUUCAGCCCUGAGGCCCCCUUCCUGGUUGCAUGGCCAACCAAAACCCCAGAGGGCCUCCCGCGAGGCAUGGGUAAGGUCAGGGCUAAGGGAGAAGACCAGAAAGACCACGUAUUGAAGCCUGCUCAGUGCCAGGCACCUUGCCAGGAGCGUGCAGGAGCUAUUUCAGCACACCCCAUAGUCUUUCUGGGAGUUCUCCCUGGGCGGUCUCCAGUCCUGUGGGCUCGGCUGGGACAAUCCACGCACCUCCUGAUCUCCAGCUUGAGCCCUUUUCGGGCUGGCGGGAGUGGGGGCAUCAGAUCAAAGGGGAACCCUUUCCUGGGAAUAGCAGGCGCCCUCACUCUUCCCGGGACACAGUUGUACCUGGAAUCCCCGAUCCCGGAGCCUGCGCAAGACCUUCGGGAGCGUGUCCCGCAGCCGCCGUCCCCGCCCCCGAGCUGCCACCGAGCUGACAGCUGCAGCCCGUGAGCCAUGCGGAGGUUCGCCGGGAGGCCGACGGUCCGCGCAUCCUGUAGCUGAGAUCGCCGAGGGCUGUGUGGCGGGGCCAGCGGCACCAUGGAGACCCCAUAUUCGAUGACGGCUCACUACGACGAGUUCCAGGAGGUCAAAUACGUGAGCCGGUGCGGCACGGGAGGAGCGCGCGGGGCCUCGCUGCCCCCCGGCUUCCCGCUGGGCGCGGGGCGCAGCGCCACCGGGGCCCGAGCGGGGCUGCCGCGCUGGAACCGGCGCGAGGUGUGCCUGCUGUCGGGACUGGUGUUCGCCGCCGGCCUCUGCGCCAUCCUGGCCGCCAUGCUGGCGCUCAAGUACCUGGGUCCCGGCGCCGCGGGCGGCGGCGGCGGCGCCUGCUCCGAGGGCUGCCCGGAGCGCAAGGCCUUCGCGCGCGCCGCCCGCUUCCUGGCCGCCAACCUGGACGCCAGCAUAGACCCGUGCCAGGAUUUCUACUCCUUCGCGUGCGGUGGCUGGCUGCGGCGCCACGCCAUCCCCGACGACAAGCUCACCUACGGUACCAUCGCUGCCAUCGGCGAGCAGAACGAGGAGCGACUGCGGCGCCUGCUGGCGCGGCCCGGGGGUGGGCCGGGGGGUGCGGCCCAGCGCAAGGUGCGCGCCUUCUUCCGCUCGUGCCUCGACAUGCGUGAGAUCGAGCGGCUCGGCCCACGGCCCAUGCUCGAAGUCAUCGAGGACUGCGGGGGCUGGGACCUGGGCGGUGCCGCCGAGCGCCCGGGGGCCGCCGCGCUCUGGGACCUCAACCGGCUGCUGUACAAGGCCCAGGGCGUGUACAGCGCCGCCGCGCUCUUCUCGCUCACCGUCAGCCUGGACGACAGGAAUUCCUCGCGCUACGUCAUCCGCAUUGAUCAGGAUGGGCUCACUCUGCCGGAGAGGACCCUGUACUUAGCUCAGGAUGAGGAGAGUGAGAAGAUCCUGGCAGCAUACCGGGUGUUCAUGGAGCGCCUGCUCAGCCUACUGGGGGCCGAUGCUGUGGAGCAGAAGGCACAGGAGAUCCUGCAGCUGGAGCAGCGGCUGGCCAACAUCACAGUGUCAGAGUACGAUGACCUCCGGCGGGAUGUCAGCUCCAUGUACAACAAGGUGACGCUGGGGCAGUUGCAGAAGAUCACCCCUCACCUGCAGUGGAAGUGGCUGCUGGACCAGAUCUUCCAGGAGGACUUCUCGGAGGAUGAGGAGGUGGUGCUGUUGGCCACAGACUACAUGCAGCAGGUGUCCCAGCUCAUCCGCUCCACACCCCGCAGGAUCCUGCACAACUACCUGGUGUGGCGCGUAGUGGUGGUCCUGAGUGAGCACCUGUCACCACCGUUCCGAGAGGCGCUGCACGAGCUGGCACGGGAGAUGGAGGGCAGUGACAAGCCACAGGAGCUGGCCCGUGUCUGCCUGGGCCAGGCCAACCGCCACUUUGGCAUGGCGCUUGGAGCUCUCUUUGUACAUGAGCACUUCUCAGCUGCCAGCAAGGCCAAGGUGCAGCAGCUUGUGGAAGACAUCAAGUACAUCUUGGGCCGGCGCCUGGAGGAGUUGGACUGGAUGGAUGCUGAGACCAAGGCAGCUGCUCGGGCCAAGCUCCAGUACAUGAUGGUGAUGGUAGGCUACCCCGACUUCCUGCUCAAACCCGAGGCUGUGGACAAGGAGUACGAGUUUGAGGUCCACGAGAAGACCUACUUCAAGAACAUCUUGAACAGCAUCCGCUUCAGCAUCCAGCUCUCAGUCAAGAAGAUCCGGCAGGAGGUGGACAAAUCCACGUGGCUGCUCCCACCACAGGCCCUCAAUGCCUACUAUCUACCCAACAAGAACCAGAUGGUGUUCCCGGCAGGUAUUCUGCAGCCCACGCUCUAUGACCCUGACUUUCCACAGUCUUUGAACUACGGGGGCAUCGGCACCAUCAUUGGACAUGAGCUGACCCACGGCUAUGACGACUGGGGGGGCCAGUAUGAUCGCUCAGGCAACCUGCUGCACUGGUGGACGGAGGCCUCCUACAGCCGCUUCUUGCGCAAGGCGGAGUGCAUCGUGCACCUGUAUGACAACUUCACCGUCUACAACCAGCGCGUGAAUGGGAAGCACACACUUGGUGAGAACAUCGCGGACAUGGGCGGCCUCAAGCUGGCCUAUUAUGCCUAUCAGAAGUGGGUGCGGGAGCACGGCCCGGAGCACCCGCUGCACCGGCUCAAGUACACGCACAACCAGCUCUUCUUCAUUGCCUUUGCCCAGAACUGGUGCAUCAAGCGGCGGUCACAGUCCAUCUACCUGCAGGUGCUGACCGACAAGCACGCACCUGAGCAUUACAGGGUGCUGGGCAGCGUGUCCCAGUUCGAGGAGUUUGGCCGGGCCUUCCAUUGCCCCAAGGACUCACCCAUGAACCCUGCCCACAAGUGCUCUGUGUGGUGAGCCUGGCCACCGGCCCGCACGCCCUCACCACCCGCCCUGCACGAAUUGCCUCCCUGCCAGCUGCCGGGGCAGGCAUGGACCCGGCACUGGUCUGCUCUGGGCGCCACCCACCUUAAGGCCUCCAGGACCUGGCCUUCUUGCUAUCCCUCACUUCCGGAGGGGCCCGGAGCAGGGAUGGGGCUGGGCUCCAGGAGGCCGUGGGGGUGAGAUGCUGGGGUCCCCAGUCUUGGCUCUAAGGAGCCAGACCCCCUGGCCAGGGUGGAUUGUACAGGCCCCACCUUCAGUCUGUUCUUGCUGCUAAGUCUGGUCAAUAAACUGCUGUACCGUU
Neofelis nebulosa (Clouded leopard) is the source of this 3321-nucleotide messenger RNA. It is a transcript of the gene ECEL1, whose product is annotated as endothelin converting enzyme like 1. Gene Ontology annotation, molecular function: metalloendopeptidase activity. Bases 660 to 2993 code for a protein of 777 amino acids. Gene Ontology annotation, biological process: protein processing. The record is from RefSeq and is a predicted model, not a curated record. Gene Ontology annotation, cellular component: plasma membrane. The transcript is spliced from 18 exons. NCBI's taxonomy places the organism in Eukaryota, Metazoa, Chordata, Mammalia, Carnivora, Felidae.